AUGAUUGUAGCCUGCAUCUGUGCCCUGGCCGCCAUUGUUCUGUGCAUCGUCUUUUUGACCAGGGAACCAGAGCUAAAGGCUGGUGUCUACAGGUUGCCAGGUCGAUGGGGCUGGUUGAAGAGAAUCAUCUUCUGUGUUGUCUUUCACCUUCGCUCAGCCAAGAAGCACACACAGAAGACUGCUUCCAACAGGGAGGAUGCCUCUCUGAGUAGUCGUCUGACAGGAUACGGAAAGGGACAUGCAUACGAUGAGAUGGAACAUCCUCAGCCACUUUCUGACAGCAUCGACUGGAUUAGGUUUUGGUGCUUUGUAAACAGGAUUCUCUGCAAUAUUCUGUGUCAGAAUCACUUCUGCUUCAUAAAGACUCUGAAUCAGAAAUCACAAAUUUCCUGGAGGUGCCAGGAGUUGGCCAGUUCCAGCAUAAACUCACCCAGAUUUCCUGUGCAUCGUCACCGAUGCAAGAGCUUCAAGCGCUGGACUUGCCUGUCUUUGAACUUUCUAGAGCCCAUGAGACGAUGGAAGAUAAGCUACAGUGGCAAGCUGAGGGCAGGUAUGUGCAAUAAAAUCGUGGACAAGCCUCAGGAAUUUGUUGAAGCAAACUUCUCCUUCACGUGGACUGCUUUCUCGCAACCUUUCAACUUUGACACAGACAUGGCCGGCACACUUCUUGGAGACAGUAUAGCAAGAGAACAAUGGGGCCAGGACUUCUUUCAGAGACUCAAAGACAACCAUCAGACUCACUACGAGCAGUGGGGGGAGCUGAGGGGCAGACUGUGUCUAGGCAACCAUGAAGAGUUGUUGUAUCUGCAGUGUGUCAGAGAUCAUAGUUUUG
Candidula unifasciata is the source of this 832-nucleotide messenger RNA. NCBI's taxonomy places the organism in Eukaryota, Metazoa, Mollusca, Gastropoda, Stylommatophora, Geomitridae. The record is from the annotation of a GenBank genome assembly.